AUGUGGAAUAUCGUAGGUGCCAACAAGCGCUGCACAGAUCGAGAAAUCUUAAGAGAGCAUAUGCUGCAUCAAAUAAAAAUAAGAAACAUGAGACCUCGCAUAGACAAUCUUCCUCCAAAAGCAAUGCCUCAUCUUCAAAGCCGAGCUAAGCAAGAACGGAUAAAAAAUGACAGAGGAGCAGUGAUUGACCAACAGAAUAAGCUUCUUCUUCAAAAAAUGCUAGAAAUUGAUAUGAAGCCUUCAACUUUAACUCCUCAUUCUCUUUUGUCUAAAACCGCCCCUCAAAAUCUAUCAUUGAAUAAGAAUUCAAGAGUUAUAGAGCUGACUAAAAUAACAGAUGAAAACAAAAAAAAUACUUACUCCCCUCCGUGAGUAUACAAAAACAUUAGAAAAAUCCCUAUUUUUUGCCCAAAAACCCACCGUGAGUGAACAAAAAUUUUUUAUGAAAAAAAAAUUAAUAUAUAAGUGGUAAUUAGUAUAAUGAAAUCUCGAGCUAAUUCUGUUUAAUUUUAAACAAAUUGUGUUUUUUAAAACAUAAAUUUGAUAAAUUAAAUUAAUAUUCGCUUUCCAAUUUUGCAAAUUAAGAUUUUUUUAAAAAAAAACAAUUAACCCUCCUCCUUUGUGAACAAAAUUUUUUUUGUUCACCUACUGAGGGGGGUACUUAGAAGAUUGCAAAGUGCGAAAUCUGUGUACUCAACAAAGAAAUGAAAAAGAGAUUUUAAUUACAACCAAUAUUUGUCAUUAAAGCUUUCAGAAAAUGCUGGAAGGAUUCCAAAGUCAACAAGCUUUGAUCUUUUUAGCACAAAUUCACCUGCUACAGAAUAUAAUAGACCUACAACUGCAGGGACUUUUCAAAAGUUUGAUUUUAAUAAAGCAAGACCUUUUACAUCUGAAGGGAAAUCAAGAAGCAUAAAGCAAGGAUUAUAA
Messenger RNA from Blepharisma stoltei, 927 nucleotides. The record is from the annotation of a GenBank genome assembly. NCBI's taxonomy places the organism in Eukaryota, Ciliophora, Heterotrichea, Heterotrichida, Blepharismidae.